This is a messenger RNA of Corylus avellana, 345 nucleotides long. RefSeq lists its product as uncharacterized. Gene Ontology annotation, cellular component: cytoplasm. Gene Ontology annotation, biological process: rRNA base methylation. NCBI's taxonomy places the organism in Eukaryota, Viridiplantae, Streptophyta, Magnoliopsida, Fagales, Betulaceae. Gene Ontology annotation, molecular function: rRNA (uridine-N3-)-methyltransferase activity. The record is from RefSeq and is a predicted model, not a curated record.
AUGGGUGAGUGUAGCAGUGUAGAUAGCAAUGGAGGAGAGAAAUGGAUAGAGCAUUAUAGCAGCUCUCAAAAAAUACUGCUUGUGGGUGAGGGAGAUUUCUCUUUUGCUGUAUGCUUGGCCAAAGCAUUUGGCACUGCUGAGAACAUGAUUGCCACUUCUUUUGAUUCCAAAGAGGUGUUGAUGGAGAAAUAUUCGAAUGCCAAGAGCAAUCUGGAAGAACUGGAGGAGAGGAGAUGCACUCUUUUGCAUGAUGUGGAUGCCCAUACUAUGAACCGACACCCUCUCCUUAAUUCUAAAUUGUUCGACAUGAUUGUCUUCAAUUUCCCUCAUGCUGGUUUCCAUUAA